AUGUCGAACCCACAUUCAGAAGAUAAGUACACCAGCAGAUCUGCCAAUUCGGACGAAGACGUCAACGGCCUGGUAGUACGCAGUGUCCGCGACUCUCUACAGAAGUUGGUAUUCUCCGACAAGGAAAUCUGCGAAGACAUUUUCGCUACGGUACCGAAGCUCCAAGCAGCUGUACGCCACAACGCGAAAGGUGAUCGAUGGAAGCACAGCACAGGAAAGGGAGGGGUGUAUCUAGCUGAAUUGAAGCCGUAUUACUCAUCAGUCAAGUCAGACAAUGAUAACGACAUUUUACAUGCCAUGGCAGCCAAAACGGAGCUUCGUUGCCAUUUGAACGAAGCUCUAAGCGUGCUGUUGCAUCAAGACUCAGAUGGCUACGACUCCACAAUGAAAUCUCUAUGCGGAAAGCAGUUUAAGAAAGGUGAAGUACUGUUCCACCAACGUAUAGCUAUCGACUCUGGUCGCCAACAUGAAGAAAAGACUGGAGUGAUCUCCGUCACGUCAUCUACAAUGCGUCCCGAUGUGAGCUUAAAGACGCGUCUUCGGUCUCGCCACAGCCGAACUCACCAGCUCGUUUUUUCGACCUACACGCACCAAUACUCCGACAAGAAACGCGCGGUGCAUCUAAUGAAAACAGUACCGAAAGAGGUUUACGAUCAGAUCCUACCGGUUGCUGAUAGCUCGCCUUUACGCCGCGAGAUCGACCACAUUGGAGUUGGCUUCGACUUGCAGUUUAUUUCAAGUAGUGGAGGAAGCAAUCGACAGUGUACUCAGAUAUUUACACACGCGUAUGCUUCGGAUAAAUCCACUCGAAGUUUUACCAAGGAUUUAACGGACAACCCCGAGGCCCAGCCUGAAGACUUGGCGCGACGUCGUGUCACGUUAAUGAACCCGGAGGCACGUCAUAUCAUGCGGAUACUAACCGAAUCGUUGUCCCAAUUCGAGCGAGUGAUUCGCCGUCGACGAUUUGGUUUCCAGUCUUUCAUCUACUUUCCCAAGGAAUACGCAGACCCGCUGAUGGAGAAGCGAUGUUUGAUCUGCAACAAGACGUUCCACUUCUUCCGUCGCGAUUUCUAUUGUCAACUCUGUGGUCACAUGGUGUGUGGAGAUUGCUCGGAACUGUACGAAGUGGAAGCUCGCAUCGGUGAAAUCCGGAAGAAUCGAUGCUGUCGAUUGUGUGUGGUACGUGUUGAUGCGUGUAAGUUUGACGACGAGGAUUUACUGGCAGCUUUGGGUCCGAUUAUCGUGGACACUCCGUCGGAUGCCUGGUUGCCAAUUGAUGAGGAGACACAGGGGUGGGAGGAUAAUGAUCUGAUGGGACAACUGUGUUCGGACGACCCUGAGGCCCGGAGUCAGGCCUUGGAACAGCUAGGCAAACUUGUGGCUAAGCCGUCGAGUUCUUCAUCCACGGGAUCUCUACGCACUCGCGCAGCAGAGCGCUCUCAGACGGGAGCAUCCGUCUCCUCGUCUAGCGACUCGACGUCGCCUCUAAUCAGUGUCCGGAAUGCUGCCACCUCGCAUGGGCAACUGGACGUGCUUCUGCCACUUCCGGGGGUCAUGGGCCUCACGCGGUUGGGGCUGGACGACGCGAACGCGAGUGUCCAGGAUCUAAUUGAGGCAGUGCGACAUGCUGAUGCCUCAUUGAAGGCCGUGGAGAUAGCUACAACGGACGGCACUAAGCUCGCUCGUACUGUGCGUCUGGGCGAGCUCACGUCCAUGCCUUUUUGUCUGAGACUCAACCACGUGAACGUGUUGGUGGAGAGCGACGUCGCUGCAAUGGACGAUCGCAGGGCAAGGGAGGAGAGCGUGGCCUUUGCCACAGUCAAGGCCGAGAUCGAGAGGGACCCUCGACUCAUUUUGCCGCUGCAUGAAUUCUACAGAAUGUGUCACAAUGCUGGAGCGGAGGAGAAGGUGGCGACGAAAUGGCUACGAGAAUUGCAGCGUCGGAACCUCGUGGUGCACUUCGAUCGGUCCCGGAAUCCUCAAUUAGAGAACGCGGUGAUUCUGCGACCAUACAGUUUGGAGAGUGUCUUGACACUACAGAACGCUCUGGACUCGGAGCUGUACAACAUCAAGCACGACCGCAAAGUGAAAGAGCGACAACUUGCUGAGCUGAAUAGUAAGCUCAAGAAGCUGCAACAGGUGGAGAACGAGGUGCAUCUGGCUGCUCGUCGCUUGCCGAAUGCUCAGAAAUGGGUGGGGCUUACGAGUCUCACAGGCUUCUAUGGUGCACUCAUGUACUGCGUCUGGGACGUAUACUCGUGGGACGUCAUGGAGCCUAUUACGUACUUCAUCGGCUUCACUGCUGUGCUGGGCAACUCCUUCUACUCCACCAUCACUAAGAAGGAUCCGACAUACAGCAACAUGUGGCAGAAGCGGUAUGCGGAUCGCGUGGAGAUACUGAGUAAGCAGCGCAAACUCGACCCGACCGAGCUCAAGAAGCUCAAAGCUUGCAUCACUGACCUCGAGAACGACAUCACGUUGCUCUCGCAGUGGGAAAAAGUGGAUGUGGCCAACCCCAAUUUGCACUGAUGACUCGCUUCCUCGAAAUGCAGUCUUAGUGUCAUUAAACGGCAGCUUCAACUCCUCGGAUCCAGCGAACGAAGCUGCAAUCUGGAGUUACAGUGCUGUCUAAAUUGUCCACCUUUUUUGUGGUCAUGUUUCCAUUAAAAUAGUCCUUCUUAAAAAUCUGAUUAACAAUUUCUAC
Messenger RNA from Phytophthora nicotianae INRA-310, 2704 nucleotides. RefSeq lists its product as hypothetical. The transcript has 5 exons. The coding region runs from base 1 to 2529 and encodes 842 amino acids. Lineage: Eukaryota; Oomycota; Peronosporomycetes; Peronosporales; Peronosporaceae. Gene Ontology annotation, molecular function: metal ion binding. The record is from RefSeq and is a predicted model, not a curated record.